AUGAGGGCUCUGCUGGGAGGCAUGUUCUCUGCGCAGCCACCUGGACCCCCGCCACCCCCGCGGGGGCUUCUUCAGGCCACACCAGGCAUUUCAAGAACUUCUCACAGUACCUUGGUGGAUGAGUUGGAGUCAUCUUUUGAGCCUUGUUUUGCUUCUCUGGUAGUCAAUAGUACAGAUUAGGAAGAAAUUCCAACUGGUGUUGAUCAGUGUAUCCAGAAAUUUCUAGAUAUUGUGAGACAGACAGUAUGUUUUUUCCUACCAAAAAGAUUGCAGUUACCUGUUCAGAAACCAGAGCAAGUUAUCAAAGAGGAUGUCUCGGAACUGAGGAAUGAAUUACAGCGAAAGGAUGUUCUGGUUCAGAAGCACUUAAAAAAACGGAGACAUUGGCAACAGGUGCUGGAGGACAUCAACAUGCAGCCCAAAAAGCCAGCCGACAUCCCUCAGGGUUCCCUGGCCUACCUCGAGCAGGCGUCUGCAAAUAUCCCUGCACCGAUGAAGCAAACCUGA
Molecule: messenger RNA, 507 nt
Organism: Balaenoptera acutorostrata (minke whale)
Lineage: Eukaryota; Metazoa; Chordata; Mammalia; Artiodactyla; Balaenopteridae
Product: mediator of RNA polymerase II transcription subunit 28-like
Cellular component (GO): mediator complex
Source: RefSeq, a predicted model, not a curated record